CGUGCGGACAACACAACAAGCAACAACAACACCAAAAACAGUUAAAAGAAAAGCAACAAGCAACGGGCAGAAAGUUAACUUUCGUGUGUGUGUGUGUGUGUGUGGAGAAAGGCUUAGGCUUAGCCAAAGUGAGCUUACUAGAUUCACAAAUUUGCAAAGAAGAAAAACAAACACAGAAACAACUUUUCAUUUCAUUGACAAUGAUCGAUGGUUGACAUUGAUUCUGGGCCUAAUGAUGACUUGUUGCACGCGUUGCAGAGACGGCAACAGAAGCAGCACCAGCAGCAGUAGUUCAGGGCUAUCGGGUUAAAAACCAGUUCAAAGUUUAUUUUAAACACAAGAAGAAGCUAAAAAUAUUACAAAAAGCUCUCAGAUCAGAGACAAUCGAUUCAAGAAGAAGAAAGAAAUUUCAAGCCAUUAAGCAAAGCGCACAUGCUAUAAAGACAAAGAAAAGGGAGGGAGGGAGAGAAAGACAGCACCUGAGCCCCACUGAGAGAGAGAUUGAGAGACCGAGUGAAAGAGAGUCAGUCAAAAAGUGGGGGAGAAGAAUGAGAGAGGGCAAUUAACAAUUAGGACAAGAACCGUUCGUUCGUUCGUUCGUUCGCUUGAUCGUGUGUUCACUCGUUUGCUGUUGGUUACCAGUGCUUGCAAAACUGUGCGGCUCUUAAACUGGGCUUACCAUGCGGAAGUGUUUAUAGAUCUCUCUCUCUCUCAGUCUAAGUGACAUUGCAUAAUUCUUGACCAACAAGAGAAAAACCGCACAAACUAAAUAAAAUCACAGUAACAAAUCACAGAGGGGAGAAGAAGAAAAAAACCAUGCGCCAGAAAUCUAUAAACCAAAAUUGGCAAACUGAUGAAUUGUGUGAAAAUAAUAUAACAAACAACAAACGAGACACAAAAGGCAAGCUCUGUUCGUGACUCUAAAACUUGACUAAAAACAAACCAAAACAAAAAUAAACUGUGAAAGAAAAAAAAAAAACAAAACUAACGUAAAAUCCAUAAACUUGACUAAAAUGUAUAAGCAGUGGCAAAUAAAUUCACUUUCAUUGCUGCUUUGGCUAGCGGCGCUGCUCCAUGUGGCAGCGCUGCAACAACAACAACAACAACAUUUGCCGCCAGCAACAACUCCUCCAACAGCAGCAGCAACACAAACAAUUUAUAUCAGACUCUUGAAUGCAACCACCAAAAAUGCUGAUGCAGCAGCAGCAGCAGCAGUUGAUUCCACUUUCAUCGACAACAUGGACAACAACAUGGAUUCAGCAGCCUCCGCCUCCGCCUCAGCCGCCGCCUCCUUCGAGCAGCAGCAACAACAACCAUUGCAAUUUGCACAAAUAACAGCAUUAGAUAAAGAAGUAGUGGAACGAUUGAUCAAGCAAUGGGCACCAAUUGUUUGGUUAGCACCCGAAGAAAAAUUCCUACCCUUGGGUGUCGAAGAAUUCCUCCAGCAUGUUCAUCCCAUGGACAAGGAAAGAGAUCCCUCGUCUCCGGGCAUACAAUUUCGAGAUUUUUCAACUAAAUCGCAUUUGGUUACCAAUUCGGAAGUUCAAGAUUUAUUAGAGAAUGAGCAAUCCUUUAUCUAUGGACGUAAUCCGAAUGAGAAACCAGUACCCAUUUAUGGUGUGGUCAAUUUGUGUCCCACGAAAGCUAACAAAGAUCUGCCACCGCCUUUGCCGCCUUUGCCAACGAUGGCCAGUACACGAGGUCCCUACAUUCCCGUCUCGAUUGAUCCCCUGGACGAGCGUAAUGAAACAUUGCGAAGAUCUUCACGACUUUAUCCACUGUUUCAACGUGUUAAGCGACAAGCGCCUCCUAAUCUCGACUUGGUGAUGGGUGAAACAGAGGGUAAACCCAAUCAACCCCCUCCAAAAACAGCUGAUGUCGGACUUCUUGGUAUGGUUGGCGGCGAGCAAUUGGAUCAAAUGGAAAAUGCUCUACCACCCAUUAACAACUUCAUUGCGAAUCUCAAAGACAAUGUGAAAUUCAGUGGCGGACCCGAAAAUAAUCUCGAAGAUAAUACCAUAUCAGAGACAGCCUCUCAAGAGGAGCAGGAGGAAGAAAUCAAGGGACAUCUGCCAUCAUUUCAUGUCACCUAUUGGAUGUUCUAUCCGUACAGUCAGGGCAAGACGAUGUGCACAUUGAGUUUAGGCCCCUUGGGUCGCAUACCCUUUCCCGCCGUCUAUGGCUAUUGUUUGGGUAAUCGCAAGGAUAUUGGCAGCCAUGUGGGCGACUGGGAGCACAUGAGUCUCUAUUUCAAUGGCAAUGCCGAGCCACAAGCGAUGUAUGUCUCGGCGCAUGAUGCGGGCGCCUACUAUAGCUACAAUCGUUUGACCGGCUCGUUCGAAUUUCGUCGCCAGGAGACACGCAAAGGCAUAUUACAGCGUCCGAAUUUCCCAAAAACUGUCACCACCUUCAAGAAUCAUCCGGUUCUGUUUGCUGCCAAGGGGUCGCAUGGCCUAUGGACGGCUCCGGGUAAACAUCGCUUCGUUAAAGUGGCUCGUUUAUAUGAUAUUAAUGGUUUUGGCACUCCGUGGAAUACAUGGAAAGCGGUGGAUAUAAGCUAUGAAAAUCUACGUUCAUAUGGUCGCUCAUUGGUGCCCGAUUGGUUAACGUAUCGCGGCAAAUGGGGCAAUCCGAAAAGUAAAUGUCAUCCAUUCCGUCGCAUUGGCUUGAACUUCUGUGAAUUCACCGAUGGACCUACAGGUAUCCCUCUGAAAGAGCCCCACUUUCAAUGCGGCAAUGACUAUCGCUGAGGAUGAUGAAGAUCGUAAAUAAAUCUAGCCCUUAAGUAUUUAUUGUGAGAAAUGCAAAAAAAAACAAUCCUCCUAUCCCCCAAAAAUAAAUAUUA
Molecule: messenger RNA, 2845 nt
Organism: Drosophila willistoni
Lineage: Eukaryota; Metazoa; Arthropoda; Insecta; Diptera; Drosophilidae
Exons: 3
Coding region: 1014-2750 (578 amino acids)
Source: RefSeq, a predicted model, not a curated record